Aspergillus alliaceus is the source of this 960-nucleotide messenger RNA. RefSeq lists its product as uncharacterized. The coding region runs from base 97 to 480 and encodes 127 amino acids. The transcript has 7 exons. NCBI's taxonomy places the organism in Eukaryota, Fungi, Ascomycota, Eurotiomycetes, Eurotiales, Aspergillaceae. The record is from RefSeq and is a predicted model, not a curated record.
AAAGCUACAGACUGAUGAUGUGCUCAUGUGUGUGAUUGCGCUCACGUUUACGGGUGUCGUGAUCACAGCAAAUAACGUUGCUCGUUGGUCUUUGUGAUGGAGCAGUUCUCUAUGGUUACCAUAUGGCUGGUCAAGGGCUGUCUUCUCAUCGUCUACAGCCGUCUAACUCUCAUGAUGAAAGAGCACAUCAUCGUGAAUAUAGUUGCGGUUUAUGUAGUAGUUUCGUUCAUCGUGAUGGAGGUCCUCUUCUGUGCAGUCUGGUGCAGGCCGAUCAGCAACUACUGGGACCUUGCAGGGGCUAAUGACUACCAGUGCGGGACCUACUUCAAUCAUCUCAUUACAUCGACCGUUCUUAAUAUCUCUUCGGAUCUGAUGAUGUUAUGCAUUCCACUGCCGCUGUCUAUUCGAUCACACUUGCCUUUGAAGCAGAAGGUUGCCGUGUGUGGUGUCUUCAGUCUCGGGGGGAUUGUUGUCUGUUGAGCCCUCAUUCCUCAUCCCUCUCCAGCUGGGAUGUAUAACUGACCGGUCCUUAGAUCCUCAUGGCAGCUCUUAACAAAUACUACAAUUUCAAGCAACUCCAAAAUGCCCGCUAUCUGGUUAGUCUGCUGCCAAGAACUUAUUCAAAAUGUUUGCUAAGCAAGGGAAUAGAAAUGGUAUGUUGCAGAGGUUGCCACAGCAGUCUAUGUCUCCAAUGUGCCACUUCUCUGGCCUCUUCUUCGGCAGGCCUUCCGCUGUCUGCGCACUACUGGACAUUCCAACUACACGUCACGAGGUCCGAAGCCAAGUGGGCUGCAGCGAGGACUAGGACCGAUGUCGUCGCGUUCUCGACAUUAUACUGGCUCCGCACAUUCUAUCAUCCGCCAUUCGCAGGAGGGCUCGAGCACCACCGAAGCUCAUGAGCUAGUGUUGACCCCAGCAGAAGAGCGAGGAUACAGAGCCGAUAUCAUGGGCGACUUCGAC